Pristis pectinata (smalltooth sawfish) is the source of this 2101-nucleotide messenger RNA. RefSeq names its product ORMDL sphingolipid biosynthesis regulator 1 (gene ormdl1). The transcript has 4 exons. Gene Ontology annotation, biological process: intracellular sphingolipid homeostasis; ceramide metabolic process; negative regulation of ceramide biosynthetic process. Gene Ontology annotation, cellular component: endoplasmic reticulum membrane. The record is from RefSeq and is a predicted model, not a curated record. The coding region runs from base 174 to 635 and encodes 153 amino acids. NCBI's taxonomy places the organism in Eukaryota, Metazoa, Chordata, Chondrichthyes, Rhinopristiformes, Pristidae.
GGGGAAUUCAGUGGACGGUGAUACAGGUGUGGAGCUGGGAGGUCGGAUCAGUCCUCCUCCGGGCUUGGUAAGACCAUCACUGGGCUGGGGCUGCUUUUGGUGUUUGCUGCAAAGCACCAGAUGAAAACUGCCUCUUCUAUGGUUUCCCCCUGCGUACAUAGAACGGUGAAAAGAUGAACGUUGGUGUUGCACACAGUGAAGUGAAUCCCAACACGAGGGUAAUGAACAGCCGUGGAAUAUGGUUGACCUACGCGCUUGGUGUUGGAAUACUUCAUAUUGUGCUCUUGAGCAUCCCCUUCUUCACUGUUCCUGUUGUGUGGACAUUAACCAACGUAAUCCACAACCUGGGAAUGUAUGUGUUUUUGCAUGCAGUCAAGGGGACGCCCUUUGAAACACCUGAUCAAGGGAAAGCUAGACUUCUGACUCACUGGGAACAAUUGGAUUAUGGAGUACAGUUUACAUCUUCGAGAAAAUUCCUCACUAUAUCGCCAAUUAUUCUGUAUUUUCUGGCCAGUUUUUACACAAAAUAUGACCCAACACAUUUUUUUGUCAAUACAGUAUCUCUUUUAACAGUAUUGAUUCCCAAGCUGCCUCAACUACAUGGAGUUCGGAUCCUUGGAAUCAAUAAAUACUGAAUUAGAAGGCACCACCCAUGUUCUAACUAACUUCUUGCAUUUACUGGGAAGACUUAAAACUGGUAAUCUGCUGUACUGUUAACUAUUACUAGGAUGUACUGAGCAGUCUGUCUCUGCCAUUUUCAUUGUUUGUAUCCAUUCCAAAAUAUGACGUAUCUUGGUUUUGUAAUAGGAUAAACAACAAAUGAAAUCUGGUAAUUAGAACAGGUAUAGUUAAUCCCAUAAAAGCUUCUCAGGAAAAAUCUGGGCAGGCCCAGCUCUGAAAUGGGAAGGAACUUUAUUAUACUCGUUGUCACAGCUUUACAAAGCUGGCCAACUGUAUUAGAGAGGAGUUGCACGGAAGUAUUGCAACUUUGGACACAGUGCAAAGCUUAUUUACUGAGGUACAGAAGAUUGGGGCACUGUCACAUAUUAAAAUGAGUGGCAGUUUUUGACUUAUUAUUUUUGUCAUGUUUUGAUUAAAAGCAUACUGUUUCUUUGAAGAUUAAGCAAAUAAUGGUACAGGAUUGUGAAUACAGAUUGUGAAUUAUAAACAGCAAAUUCAUUAAUGUAUGUGGUAUGGUUUCAUUUUUAUCAAAUUGGUCUAGUUGGUGAAACAUUUUUUACAUGGCAUGUUGUUUCCAAGUUGCCAGAGUACAGUUAAUUGUAUAAAAGCAAUUUUUGUAUUCCAGUGUGCUUAUGGAUGCCAGAAUUACAAAAUAGUAUUUGGGGGAGGGGGGAAUUGAUGUGGCAUGUAAUGCUUUGUGGUUGUUUUGGUUAAUGACAUCUUUUUAAGAGGCUGUUUGAUACCAAAGGCUCCUCAGCUCUUCUGUACCACUGAUCAACUUGAUUUUAAUGUUGGUAAUAAGAUUAAAAAUGCCAUUGUUCAUGUACUUGGAACUGCCAUGGCAAUUUCUCAAUCUCUUGCAUGCUUUCAGGAAAAUGUAUUAAGCAGGAGCUAACUGCAUAUAUGUGAAGAGGACCUGUCACCCUAGCUGCCAUUGCACAGUUCUUAGCAGCUAGCUCAAUAGUGACACUUUAUGGUGGGAAUAGCUUUUAUGGUUACCUUCUCACCCAUAUAAUUUUCCCCUUCCAUCUUCAUGACUUCUGCAGCUAAUUUAAGGAAUUGCAUAAGCAGCCCAAAUAUUGACUCAGCUUGUGUUUGUUGACAGCACAAUCUCCCAGCAAGUUUCUGGAGAUUAUCAACAGCACAAAUGUCAAUUGAGGUUGGUUUACCAUUCUGUAUUGUAGCAAGUGCUUACAAAAAAAAAACUAAGCACAUCAUUAUCAGAGACCACAAAUCUAGUCUUUCUUUGAACCUGUGAUUUAUGAAACUGGUGAAAAUAUCUUUUUAUUUUUAAAUGCUUGGAAAAUUUGCCCUUCCUGUUUAGUAGGUAUUUCCAGAAUGCAAACCAGCUGUAUGUUCUAUGCAACUGUCUUUGGUGGGGAAGUUGAUUUUAAACAAAUAAAACAGUUUUGAGCUUGCA